AUGUUAAAGCUGUUCGAGGAGAAAGACGCAGAAGCGGUGAUCUUGGGCACAAGAGUCAGUAAUGACGCUGCUACGAACUUUGGUUGCAUAGUUUCGGAUGGGCACACAAAGAGGGUUUUGCAUUAUGUGGAGAAGCCCGAAUCACACAUUUCCAACCUCAUCAAUUGUGGCGUCUACCUUUUCGCAACUGAAUGCAUCUUUCCCUCGAUCCGAAGUGCCAUAAAGCGGCGCAGUGAUAGGCCGCGUAUCGUGUCGUAUCCUUCAUCAGAGAAUCUAGAAUCAUCAUUCUUUCGGGAUCAAGAUGAUGAUGCGGAAAAGAAUGAGGUUCUACGUCUCGAGCAGGAUAUACUUUCAGACCUGGCUGACAGCAAUCGGUUUUUCGUGCAUGAGACCAAAGAUUUCUGGCGGCAAAUCAAAACGGCUGGCUCCGCCGUCCCGGCCAAUGCACUUUAUCUGCAAAAAGCGUUUCAAUCACAAUCGGAAGAGCUCGCCGCACCGUCAGCCAACAUCCUCCCGCCAGUCUUCAUCCAUCCUACAGCCACAGUUGACCCGACCGCGAAGCUGGGACCCAACGUCUCCAUUGGGCCAAAGGCUGUCAUUGGUGCUGGAGCUCGAGUCAAGGAGUCAAUCGUGUUGGAAGAAGCUGAAAUCAAGCAUGAUGCCUGUGUUCUGUACUCGAUUAUUGGCUGGAACAGCAGGGUUGGGGCCUGGGCAAGAGUCGAGGGUAGCCCUACCCCUGUGGGGAAUCACACCACCAGCAUCGUCAAAAAUGGCGUAAAAGUCCAAAGCAUUACAAUCCUUGGCAAAGAAUGUGGAGUUGGAGAUGAAGUUCGGGUGCAGAAUUGUGUCUGUCUACCCUACAAAGAGUUGAAGCGCGAUGUUGCCAAUGAAGUCAUCAUGUGA
Endocarpon pusillum Z07020 is the source of this 903-nucleotide messenger RNA. RefSeq lists its product as uncharacterized. Gene Ontology annotation, cellular component: cytoplasm. Gene Ontology annotation, molecular function: transferase activity. The record is from RefSeq and is a predicted model, not a curated record. Gene Ontology annotation, biological process: biosynthetic process. Bases 1 to 903 code for a protein of 300 amino acids. Lineage: Eukaryota; Fungi; Ascomycota; Eurotiomycetes; Verrucariales; Verrucariaceae. The transcript has a single exon.